UUACCAAAAUAAAUUAUUACUCAUGAAUAACAAUGGACAUCCAAAAUCUGAUCGGAUAUGAUUUUAAUAUUCAACCCGAUUCUUACACAAAUAUGAGUAAAAUCCGAAGUAUUUUAAAUAUUGUAAAGAAUAGGAAUUCGCCCAACCCGUUUACCUACAUAAGUUCUAGUCCACUAUAAUGUCAAUCAGUUGGUUUAAUAAUAACAAAAUGACAAACACGUAAUUUGUUGAAAUUUUCCGGCAAUAUGAUGAAUAAAAGAAUGUUGCCGUCCUUCUGCACCAAAAUAAAGAAAGGAUGAAAAAAAUUAAUCAACGGAUUGACCUAAUAGUAGUAAUGAAUGGAUGAGUAAAAGAAAUUUAUCAACACAAACACAAGAUAAUUAAAUUUCAACAUUUAACAUAAUUACAAUGUACCUUUUAAGAGAGUAACCACGUGGUGGAUAUAUCAAUAUUUGGCUAGGGACUGGAGUUAUAUACUAAUACUACCGAGUCACGUUGGAUAAUGAUUAUGACAAGUAGGGAGGACUUCUGAUAACAAAAAGAGAGUCAGGGAAAUCAAUACUAACCAAAAAGUUAAAAGGACAAUUAAUGGGGGGGAAAAACACAACAACAAAGAUUUAGGAGGACAACAUCAUUUUCCACACUAUUAGCUCAUCAGCUCACACAAAAAGAAGUCAACAUAAACCACCAUAAAUCAAAUCACUUCCCAAGCUCUUGUUCAUAUCAGCAUUAUAAUAAUUGCAUACAUAUCUCCCCUACCUUUCUUGCUAAGAAGGAUUGUUCACUCACUCACUCUAUAGCUUUUGCUUUAACUGAACCCUGGUUUGCUUUUAAGCUUGAGAUCACUCUCUCUCUCUCUUUCAUUCCCUUCUUGUAUAUCAGAAAAUUCUCUUGUCACCUAACACCUUCUCUACCCUUCCUACCAUUUUGUUUCUUAGUUUGUUUACUUGUUCCUUUUUUUUUUUUUUUUUUUGCUAAGAGAGUGUCUGUGUGUUUGUUUGGUUUCUGUCAUUACUUCUUUUGUACUGUUUGUGGGUCUCUUCCUUGUUUUGCAGUCUGGCAAUAAUAUAUAGGACACCAUUUUGUUUUUGUUGUUGCUGUUGUUGUUUCUUUAAGUCAUAUCAUGUUAUCCCAUGUAGUCAUGUUUUCUUUUACCUGUUACUUCCACUGAAAGAUGUUUUCUUUCCACGGUUUCUGGGUUCCUUUCUCUAGUAAGACUUGAGAAGAGGCUCAAUUUUGAGGUCCUCUGUCCAAUUUUUUCUGGGUGAUAAAGAAGUGAGAAAAUGAGGGUGUUGCUUGUGGUGGACCUGGUGAUGGUGGUGGUGAUUUGGACAUUGUCGGUUCAUGGGUUCUCAGUUCUCGGAUCUGCAGCAAGAGUUGCAGGGUCAUCUGGUAGGUUGCUUCGCCAAGGGAAUGCAGUCCCACCGGGCCGACAUCAUUCAAUUCAAUCAGCUUCUGAUCCUAAACAUGGAAACCAGGGUUCUGUUCCUCCUCCAACUAAAGUAUCCCACACUGCAUUUUCCAUGUACAGAACACCCAGUGGGAAAGCUGCUCACUCACACACUUCAAUCCGGCCUCCGAGUAUAGCUAUUCCUCCUUCAUUGUUACAUUCUCCUUCCUCAGUCAGAAUGCACAGAAACAAUGAUAAAGGGGACCAAUUUAUCAGUCCCAAACCAUCUGUCUCCAUUCAUCCUUACUCUCAUAGUCACAUCUCUCCAUUAUCAUCACCCUCAUCAAUGAGCACAGGCUCUGUACCACCUGCAUUAGCCCCAAUGAACCCAGCAGCUGACCACUUUAACAUGCAUGUUUAUUCUCCUGCCACUUCCCCUUCCGGCUCUUUCUUGAAGAAGAUGAAGUCACCACCACCACCUACACCAAAGAUCUUUGCUCUGCCACCUCCACCUCCUAAUGAGGAUUGUGGAGUGGUGACAUGUACAGAACCAUUAACAUACACACCUCCAGGUUCACCAUGUGGAUGUGUGUGGCCAAUCCAAGUUGAACUCGGACUCGAUGUGGCUAUCUACAGUUUCUUUACUUUGGUCACAGAGUUGGCAGAAGAAAUUGCAGCUAGUGUUGGGCUGAAUCACAGCCAAGUUAGGAUCAUGGGAGCAAAUGCAGACAAUAAUCAGCAGCUGGAGAAAUCAACUGUUCUCAUCAAUCUUGUUCCUCGCGAAUCAAGAUUUGAUUAUGCUGCUGCUUUGUCCAUCUACAACAAAUUCUGGAACAAGCAAGUUCUCAUUAAAGAUUCUGUCUUUGGUGCCUAUGAGGUUUUAAAUGUCCACUAUCCAGGCCUUCCACCUUCUCCACCUUCCCCUACCAGCAUUUCAACUAUAUACGAUGGACCAUAUUCUGGCCGCAACCAUGGUGGGAUGGUGGUCAAGCCUCUGGGAGUAAACGUCCCAAGAAGGAAGAAAGAUGAGAUUGGUGGAGGCAUCAUAGCUAUCCUGAUAAUUUGUUCGCUCGCCGCCCUGGUUAUCUGCUUGGCAAUAGUUUGGUUCCUGGCGCUGAAAAGUAGAAAUUGCAUUACUCAUAAACCUCAAGAAUCAUCCAAUCAUGCCACAUUUCCCCCCUCUCCUAAAAAACCGCUAGGGACGGGAGGAGUUAAAGUAAUAGGAACCAUGGCGAGCUCUUCUGCAUACACAGGCUCUGCAAAGACCUUUACUUUGAGUGAAAUACAGAGAGCUACCAACAGUUUCAAUGCUUCUAGGAUUCUUGGAGAAGGUGGGUUUGGCCUGGUUUAUUGUGGGAAGCUGGAAAAUGGGAAGGAGGUUGCUGUGAAAGUGUUGAAGAGAGAUGAUCAUCAUGGCAGCAGGGAGUUUCUAGCAGAAGUCGAGAUGCUCAGCAGGCUGCAUCACAGAAAUCUUGUGAAGUUGAUUGGCAUUUGCUCCGAAGGCCAUACUCGUUGCCUUGUUUAUGAACUCGUCCCAAAUGGAAGCCUGGAAUCACACUUACAUGGGGCUGACAAGGGGUCUGAUCCCCUUGACUGGGAUGCAAGAAUGAAGAUUGCUCUUGGUGCAGCUCGGGCUCUAGCAUACUUGCACGAGGACUCCAGCCCUUGUGUCAUCCAUCGGGACUUCAAGGCUAGUAACAUCCUGUUGGAACGUGAUUUUACGCCCAAGGUUUCAGAUUUUGGCUUGGCUAGAACUGCCAUUGACGAGGGAAACAAGCACAUCUCCACACAUGUUAUGGGAACUUUCGGCUACCUGGCUCCUGAAUAUGCAAUGACUGGCCAUCUCCUAGUCAAGAGCGAUGUGUACAGCUAUGGUGUAGUCCUCCUUGAGCUCCUAACCGGUCGUAAACCGGUGGACUUAACUCAACCACCUGGUCAAGAAAAUCUCGUUGCUUAUGCACGUCCAUUGCUAACGAGCAGAGAAGGACUAGAAGCCAUUGUUGAUCCAGCUAUAACAAAGUCCAGUAGUGUCUCAUUUGACAUAAUUGCCAAAGUAGCAGCCAUUGCAUCCAUGUGUGUCCAGCCAGAGGUCUCGCAUCGGCCUUUCAUGGGCGAAGUAGUUCAGGCAUUGAAGCUUGUCUGCAAUGAGUUUGAUGAAGCAGCAGCAACAGAAGUUCAACAGCUUAAACAAGCUCCCAACCAUGAGAGCUUUCUGAUGGAAGGAGUUGAGAUGAAAAACAAAGGAGGACUGUCAAGUGAGCUUAUGGAUGUUGUUUUUUCGCAGUCUCAACGCCACCCUCCUCUUCCAUUGUCAUCGACUUCUGGUGAUCUGUUGUGUUCAAGUGUGGGAAUUGAAGAAGGGGCGGAUUCUGGUGUUCAUAGAAGGCAAUGUAGCUCUGGACCACUGAUAACAGGGAAGAAUAGACAGUUCUGGCAGAAGUUUAGAGGCAGCAGAAGUGAGCAUGGAUUUCUCCCAGUGAAGUUGUGGCCCAGGAACUAGCUUAAAAAACAACCAGACGGAACAUCUCAUGCAGAGAAAGUGGUACGAAAUAGGCAAGAGUUCAUUGUAUUUACAAAUUCUUUGAACUAGUAUUAUUCCGUCUCGAGCCAGUUUUUCCUUGAUUUGAUUGUUUUUUUGUUCAUGUCAGUGAUUAUGUUUAAAGUUCUUGAAACGGCCUGGAGUUGUACAGUUUCACUUGCCUCAUUCAGUUCCAAUCACAAAUCCUGGCAAACAGCUAGAUCGUAGUUAAAUCUAAGGAAUUAAUCGAAGGUGCAACAAAAGAAAAUGACUUUUCUUGU
Molecule: messenger RNA, 4189 nt
Organism: Linum trigynum
Lineage: Eukaryota; Viridiplantae; Streptophyta; Magnoliopsida; Malpighiales; Linaceae
Source: the annotation of a GenBank genome assembly